Ectocarpus siliculosus is the source of this 879-nucleotide messenger RNA. The record is from the annotation of a GenBank genome assembly. NCBI's taxonomy places the organism in Eukaryota, Phaeophyceae, Ectocarpales, Ectocarpaceae.
AUGGAUCACCUCCUGGAGGCAUACGCUAGUAGUAGCUCUGAAGACGAAAAAAUCGAAGAAAAAGACCCCAACCCUUCGGUCUUGGGCGGACUGCCAUCGGAGCUGCUCACCAUUUUCAAGGACAGCGCCUCACGACAUGAUUCGUUACGUGCUGCCACAGAGUACGACCUCGCGACCGAGCGGCGGAGGGCAGAGGAGCGGGCAGGGAACAUCCGAUGGGUUCGAAGGUUUCCCCACGAGAGAGGGAACUGGCCGACGCACGUCUUCAUUCCAGUUCCCAACUCCGCAGCUUUCAAGAGCAUGGCGGAGGCGAGCGUCUCGCACUUCCGGCAAAGGCUGGCUACGGCAUGGAGAGAGGGGCACGGGCGUGCUGAAGGUGGGAAGGGCGGGAAGAAGCGCACAAGGGAUGGCCGGCAGCGUUCCAACCAAGCGAGCGCUUCAUCGGCUGGGAAACUUGAUCCUCCGGAGGUAGUAAUGAAUGACAUGGAUCCCUCCGGACGACAGCACCUCAGUCUCUCCAAAACGACCGCUCUUCGAGCCCACCAGAUAAACCCGUUCGUGCGGGGGCUCAAGGAAGCCGUCAAAUCGUCUCGCAGUUUCACCGCUUCCUUCGUCUCCGGCUACGACGUGCUGGUCAACGAAGACAAAACGCGCUCCUUCGUGUGUCUCAGGGUCAGGGGGGGGCGACAGAUGGUUCUCAGCCUCAUCGCGAAGGUGGACCCCUUGAUGCGAAGGUUCAAGCAGUCAGAGUACUACGAGGUGAUUAUCAUGCACGAGGGGGACCGGACCACCUCUCUCGCUCUCUCUAUGCACCUGCCAACUUUUGCCGCCCUUUUUGUCCACCCACUGACCUUCCACGCAGCAUCGUCUGAAGUGUAA